This is a messenger RNA of Funneliformis geosporum, 1775 nucleotides long. Lineage: Eukaryota; Fungi; Glomeromycota; Glomeromycetes; Glomerales; Glomeraceae. The record is from the annotation of a GenBank genome assembly.
UUUGCAAGGGAAAUGGGAUGUCUUAGAAAAGGAUAUCAAGUGGAAUAUCAUGAAUAUCAUGGCAAUACUGUGGGAACUUCAACGUAUGAUGGCGAGCAUUUAAUUACAAAAGAUGGAACAAAAUGCAAAUCGUUUAUUGAAUUCAUAAAAAAGACGGAUCCAAGUGUUGUAUCCUCGAAUCCAGAACACCAAGAGAAGCUGAAAUUUAAUGGUGUGGCAUAUAAGGAUUUUCGCGCUCGAGAUAACCAUGAUCUUACAAUUUCAACAUGUGCACAUGGCAUCCAACUUUCGUGUGAACCAAUUAACUUGAUUCAACUACUUGCCCUACAGCAGAGGAAGUAUAGUGUCUUGAGGACAAAAUCUUCAGGAUUUCAGGAAAUUUAUGACGAAUUUGAAGAAGUUGUUGAAGAAGAAUUCACGACUAUUUUACAGAGCCAUGGUAAGCUUCAAGCCCGAAAAUUACAGACGAAGGCGCUAGUCAUCUCUUCUGAAGAAUAUAUUGAACGUUCUAAAGGAGCCCAGUCAAUUGUUGCGAGUACUCCAAUAUUAAAUGCAGAUAACCAAAGGAAACGUCCAGCCGAAGAUGCCUUCCCUAUCAUCACUUCUCCCCCUAAUCUUCGAGAUCGUCAAUGUCCCCGCGCACAGAUUCUAGUUAAUAUUGAAGAUGACGAUUUUUUUGAUGAUUACAACGAAAGCGAGGAAGAGGAGGAGUCAACCGAAGUCAUCGAAAACGAGGAAGUACCGACUGAAGUCCAGAACCUCAUUGCAAAGAUGAGAGAAGAGAACUAUCGUCUUUUUGAUUAUCAGGUUGUAAAUCUCUCCGAAAAUGACCUUACCGAUCCAGUAAACAAAAUCUUCUCAAACGAUGAUAAGGAAAAAAUGAGAAAAAUUUGGAAAGAAAUGGAGCCAUCGGCCGAAGAGAAAGAGAAUACAAUGCGCCGAUCAAGAUGGAAAAAGAGUAUCAAGCCUUUAAUCGAAAAGUAUGCUCCGGCUAUGCCAUUUGAAGGCGAAUUUGCUCUUAAAAAACAUUAUGACAUGUUGUGGACGCAAGAUAUAUAUCGGAGAUUCAUAUUUUUGUUCGCCUCGUCUUUUAAUAUACUUCGCGAUGCGAAUACGCAAGAGAUAGCUUACAGAGACUCAUUCGUCAAUCCUUUAAUACCAAAGGUAUUCGAUGAUAUACUUGAUAAGAUUAGGUUCCAAGUUGGAGAGAUUGAAAGUUCCUUGCGUAAGAAACACAGGAAUGAGACAAAUGGACGAAAGCCUCGUGUUAAUCUUGGAUCAAAACAUGACGGUAUCUUAAAAAUUUACAUGAACGCUACUGAAAUGGAAAUUGGAUUCCUUGAAGUGGUAGGAAAUGCAGUGAAUGUUGAUGUUACUGGAUAUUACGGAGACAUGGAAAGAUUAUUCAAGGCGAUGCAGAUUUCUAUCUAUUAUCAACGUCAACACCACCUAAAACGUAAUGCAACAGAGAACCAGCUCUCAUGUCUUCAGAGUUUCGGUGUACUUGUCUACCAGCGUGAGACGACAAUCUACACAAUGCACCGUGCUAAAGGAGGAUUACACAUUGUUGAUAUUAUUACGAAUUUUACGAUCCCGGAUAGCAAGGACCAAGCGUAUGUGAUUAGCGAAAUAAUAGAGAAAGUGUAUUUUUUCAAGAGCCGAGUAAUGGAUUAUUACUCAAAGUUGCAAGAUAUAUCGCCAAAAGUACAGGAAUAUUCUCACAUUAAUGAAAAUCUACUAGAAGCGUCACCAUCCAAAAGAAAAUCAGCAAGACG